This is a messenger RNA of Emericellopsis cladophorae, 1116 nucleotides long. RefSeq lists its product as uncharacterized. The record is from RefSeq and is a predicted model, not a curated record. The transcript has a single exon. NCBI's taxonomy places the organism in Eukaryota, Fungi, Ascomycota, Sordariomycetes, Hypocreales, Bionectriaceae. Bases 1 to 1116 code for a protein of 371 amino acids.
AUGUUCCAGCCAGCGCCCUCGCAUCCGCUCCAUCUCUACCGUCAUCUCCUUCGACAAACAUCAUAUCUUCCACCCGUUCUGUCUCCGACCUUUCGGGCGCGGUUACGCCGGACAUUUCGACAAAACCGAUACCAGAAAACCCAUGUUCCACGACGAAUUGCUCGCGCAAAAGCAAGCCUUCGGACGCUGUCCGCGGCCAACAAUGGCGACUCUAAAUGCAUGCGCCAUCUCAUAGAUGAGGGCUUUGGCAGGUCUGGCAAGAGACGGGCGACCCUGCUGCGGCAGUUCUUGGUCCCAGAGGGCCCCCAGGAUUCGGAUGCGCUCGAAGCCCUCACCAGCGGCAACCAGCAGUCAGUGCAGCGAAGUACGGCGGCAACAGAAGGAGAACAGAAUCCCGAAGCGACACACCUCAAGUCGAAGAAGCAAAAAUACGGGUUUCUGCAAGCAUGGGACCGACCCAAACUCCUCAGAUUUCUCAAAUCACAGAAAGAUCAAAUGGGGGCUGCCAGCGCCGAUCGCGGCGUAUUGUGGAACGUUGGUGAUAUCAAAUCAGUCAAGGAGGACAACGAAGUCCCCGAACUGAACAAGUGGGGGAAACCCCCGGGUGAGACCCUCGUGAGGGCCAAGCAAGCGAAAUUCUGGAAGCGCAACGUCGAGAAGAUUCUACCACCGCUGGGUCGGGGAGAGUGGGAGAUGCUUGAGAAGUUGAGCAUCGGAUUACAAGCGGAGGGGGACAAGGAGUACAGGAUCCCUGACAAACGAACGCCGGCAAAGACUGCGGACGCGGCCUGGGACUGGAAGGAAUAUGCCGUCAAGCCCACCUCCCAUAUCGAACGCGCAGCUCAGGUCAAGCAGCGACAAAGGCACGGGGACCUGUCCGGGAACCCGUACCUGGGCCGGGCCAAGAGGGAUAGCGUGAGCGAUCGCUGGUACAGACGCACAUAUGGCCAAGCAUGGCGCAAGUCGGCGUAUGUCGAAGUGGACCCAAACAAACUCAAGAAGAAGUUCGCUUGGGGUGGCGCACCACCGUUGGCACCCGGUCCGGCCCCAGAGCAGAUGGACGUCUUCCAAGGCGUGAGAGCACGAGGAGAGGUCAGCAGCAAAGGACGCUCUUGA